Messenger RNA from Drosophila gunungcola (fruit fly), 930 nucleotides. Its product is annotated as alpha-tubulin N-acetyltransferase 2. The transcript has a single exon. Gene Ontology annotation, biological process: alpha-tubulin acetylation. Bases 150 to 806 code for a protein of 218 amino acids. Gene Ontology annotation, molecular function: tubulin N-acetyltransferase activity. Lineage: Eukaryota; Metazoa; Arthropoda; Insecta; Diptera; Drosophilidae. The record is from RefSeq and is a predicted model, not a curated record. Gene Ontology annotation, cellular component: microtubule.
GGCAGCCUGGAGCAGAGCCGGCUCAAGUGUCAGUACCAAAUCAAAUCGAGUAGGAAAUUAUUUGUUGCUGUGUGCAUUUUGGAAACUUGGAAGUUCCUAGCACAUUUAUCGUCGCUAUAGCCAACCCAACGAAGGACCAUAGCCGCAUAAUGGAGUUCGCCUUCGACAUCCAGAACCUCUUUCCGCAGACGAUCAUCAGCGUGCAGGCUCACAACCUGCAGGUCGUGGCGCCGCAGCAGCCCCACCGCGGCAUCCAGUCGCAACAGCGGGCGGUGCCACCCAGCUGCCGGCUGAGCCAGAUCCUGGACUUAAUGGGCCAGAGGUCGGCAGUGGCCCAGAAACUGAACCACCCGGUGACCUCCGCCGAGAAGCUGGUGGACACCGACCAUGUGGUCUACCUGAAAGCGGACUCGGACGGCGCAUCGGGACGCUGGGCGGUCUCCGGGCUGCUAAAGGUCGGCACCAAGGACCUCUACCUGUUCGACAAGGAGGGCUGCUGCCGCCGCGCGGACCGCACACCGGCCAUCCUCGACUUCUACGUGACCGAGUCACGCCAGCGCCGUGGCGUGGGUAAGCAGCUCUUCCAGCGGAUGCUCGACGACCAGGGCUGGACUGCCUGCAAGUGCUCCGUGGACCGGCCCUCCGACAAGAUGCUCGCCUUCCUAAGCAAGCACUACGGCCUGGUACGCACCAUUCCGCAGGGCAACAACUUUGUGAUCUACGAGGGCUUCUUCGAUGACGCCAAAGCCGCUAAGGAUGCCAAGGAUGCCAAGGACACCAGUGCCUGUCUCAGCCGCGGUCAUUAGGUAACAUACGACUUGGACCGACCUCGCCGAACUUUUAAGUCUGGGUUUGCCUCCCUCACAAAAACACAAUAUUUUGGCAUGAUUUUAUAAAUUGUUAAUAAGUUUGUGUUAAUAACUUUGGGUA